AUGUCUUCCACUGUCAAUCCCUCUAAUACAAAAGGUGCCGAUGUUUAUGAGGCCUCUGGCCUCCCAGCAUCCUUUAACAAAACCAAAACGCUCACUGAGGUCCACUCAUUAGUCUCCCUUGGUGUGGUAGAAGAAUCCAAAAUUAUGCUGCGUUUGAGAGAUGCGAGUCUGCAAUGCCAAGCAAUAGCAACUACUUCUUCAAUCAGCAAGCAGUACGUGGUCAUGAUCAUCCAAGAAAGUCUCGUGGCACUGUACCGCAUUGAGCAUUACUCCAGUACACUCAAUCAAGUGCCAUUCUGGGUCGAUUUCUUCGUGAAAGAGCUCGAGAAAAUUACCGGCAUAAAUGUUACUAGCGAAAAGGAAUUUGGGGGUGGAUUUAGCAUGAUCUUUGCCGCGCGAGAGCUCGACGAGCUCGAUGACGGGUAUCAUGAAGUCUACCUGACACUCGGACAAGCAUUGCAGGAGAAAUUCGGCUUCCCACAGGUUACUUGUUACAGGUACAAAACUGGGUCUGCAUUGCACGCUGCAUUCAUAGGAAGCCCCGACAAAAUGCCUCAUUGUUAUGAGGUGGAACGAGGUGGAAACAUACCACCUACGACUAUCAACUAUAUGGAGAUGCCAGUGACGGACUAUUCAUUGGCUAAUUGA
Messenger RNA from Talaromyces rugulosus, 648 nucleotides. RefSeq lists its product as uncharacterized. Lineage: Eukaryota; Fungi; Ascomycota; Eurotiomycetes; Eurotiales; Trichocomaceae. The transcript has a single exon. The record is from RefSeq and is a predicted model, not a curated record. Bases 1 to 648 code for a protein of 215 amino acids.